Molecule: messenger RNA, 2083 nt
Organism: Annulohypoxylon truncatum
Lineage: Eukaryota; Fungi; Ascomycota; Sordariomycetes; Xylariales; Hypoxylaceae
Product: kinase-like domain-containing protein
Exons: 4
Coding region: 24-1718 (564 amino acids)
Biological process (GO): regulation of mRNA processing; protein phosphorylation; spliceosomal complex assembly
Molecular function (GO): ATP binding; protein kinase activity
Source: RefSeq, a predicted model, not a curated record
GGCCACCGCAUCUAUCAAGCACCAUGAACCAACACUCCCCCACAUCGUCUUCCGGACCUGAAGAUGCCGCCGACAACACUGCUGAUGAGGAGGAUUCCGAGGAUUACUGCAAAGGAGGAUACCAUCCCGUUCAGAUCGGCGAGAAGUUUAAGGACGGGAAAUAUACGGUUGUGCGAAAGUUAGGAUGGGGUCAUUUCUCGACAGUCUGGUUAUCGCGAGACAACACGAACGGUAAGCACGUCGCGUUGAAGGUCGUGCGAUCCGCCAGUCACUACACCGAGACCGCCAUCGACGAGAUCAAGCUUCUCCAGCGAAUCGUCCAAGCUAACCCCAACCACCCCGGCCGAAAAUACGUCGUCAGUCUUCUCGACUCGUUCGAACACAAGGGACCGAAUGGAGUGCACGUAUGCAUGGUGUUUGAGGUUCUCGGAGAGAAUCUACUUGGAUUAAUAAAGAAAUGGCAACAUCGGGGUAUCCCUCGGGAUCUCGUCAUGCAGAUCACGAAGCAGGUAUUAAUGGGCUUAGAUUACCUGCACAGAGAAUGCGGUAUCAUCCACACAGAUCUGAAGCCGGAAAACGUAUUGAUAGAGAUUGGCGAUGUUGAACAAGUGGUCAAGAAGGUGGUCAAGAAUGAGAGUUCGGACAAGGAGAACAACAGAAACGGGCGACGACGAAGACGGACUCUCAUCACUGGUAGUCAACCGUUACCAUCUCCCCUAAACGCCAACUUCAAUCGAGAUAACCUAUUCCCGUCGCCCAAAUCACACAGCAGCCUUAACGCAAUGUUACACGAUGCAGCAGCCACGCCGAGCUCCUCUACAAGUGACAAGCAAGGGCAACGAGAGAAGACAGCGUUUCUCGACAGUGAUCUCCUUACGAAGGAGGUGUCCGGGAUCUCCCUAGAUAAAUCUUCUACAGGUGGCACGUCAUCAAGUGGCGAGAAGAGGAAAAGAAAACGUAGAGGUCCCAUCAUCAACGUCAAGAUUGCGGAUUUGGGCAACGCCUGCUGGGUGUCCCAUCACUUUACAAACGAUAUUCAGACGCGGCAAUAUCGAUCGCCCGAGGUUAUUCUAGGCGCGAAAUGGGGAGCAAGCACCGAUGUGUGGAGUAUGGCGGCGAUGGUUUUCGAGUUAAUUACCGGCGACUAUCUUUUCGACCCCCAAUCCGGGACUAAGUAUGGGAAGGACGACGACCACAUCGCACAGAUCAUCGAGCUUCUUGGCCCGUUCCCUAAAGAACUUUGGAAGACUGGUCGCUGGUCCCAGGAAAUCUUUAACAAGAGAGGGGAACUUCGCAAUAUCCACCGCCUCCGACAUUGGGCACUUCCCGACGUCCUCCGUGAGAAGUACCACUUUAAGGAUUUGAAAGACAUACCUCAGGCACAGCGGGAAGAAAGGGAGAAGGCUCAGAGGGAACGAGCCGAGGCCAAGGCCAAGGCUAAGAUGGAAGCAAGGAAAAACGGCGAGGAUGAGGAUGCUGUUGAAGAUUUAUUCCCUGACGACGAAGCGACUCUGGAGUAUCAGCCCACCGAAGUCUCUGAGUUCCUGCUACCGAUGCUCGAACUGUUGCCGGAAAAACGAGCGAAUGCCGGUGGCAUGUCGAAUCACCCCUGGUUGGACAAUACCCCGGGUAUGGAAGAUAUCAAGCUGGAGGGGCUCGUGCCUGGAAGCCGGGGCGAGGGAAUCGAAGGUUGGGCCGGCGAGGUGAAGAAACGAUAGGGGCGUUCGCGUCGAUCACUAGCUCUCGAUGACGGCGAUAAUAAGAAUACGCGAGGUUAGAGCUAUGAAGAUAGUUUAUUUGAGCUAUUGGAGAAGACAAUGAGCAAAGACCGGUCCUUCCUUUUUGCCGAGGAAUGAGAAAGAAAGAAAGAAAGAAACAGAAGAAGAAUCUAGCAUAGAACGGGCUUUCGAUCAAUGAUUUACGAGUCCGAUCGCGGAGGCCGAACAGAGCAAGGAGAGAGAUUCACGUGAAAGAAAAUCGAUGAUAAGAACAACUUUGACGAAAUUUUUGUUCUAGGAGUGAUGAAUACGGUGUGUUUUAUUGUAGUAGAACCAAAUAUGGGGCCUCUGCCCCGUCUCUUCUG